Molecule: messenger RNA, 1766 nt
Organism: Hypoxylon fragiforme
Lineage: Eukaryota; Fungi; Ascomycota; Sordariomycetes; Xylariales; Hypoxylaceae
Product: pyridoxal phosphate-dependent transferase
Exons: 3
Coding region: 134-1633 (499 amino acids)
Biological process (GO): amino acid metabolic process
Molecular function (GO): carboxy-lyase activity; pyridoxal phosphate binding
Source: RefSeq, a predicted model, not a curated record
CACAAAUUAUCCUAAAAUCAUAUAUAUAUAUAUGUAUAUAUACCUACAUAAACCCUCACUAUACUAUACCAAGUGCUCUCAAAUAUUUUAUACCUAGUUCCACCUUCUCGUCUUCGAGGACUCGUAAAACAUCAUGGACUCGAAGCAGUUCCGAGAAGCGGCCAUAUCGUCCAUUGACGAUAUCGUCAGAUACUACGAUACUAUCGAAGAACGCCGUGUAGUAUCAAAUGUUGAGCCGGGCUACCUUAGAAAAAUACUCCCCGAGGAAGCUCCUCAGAAUGGGGAGGCUUGGGCUGAUAUUCAGAAAGAUCUCGAGGCCAAGAUCGUGCCUGGUCUGACACAUUGGCAAUCACCCAAUUUCCUAGCUUGGUUCCCCUCCUCAAGCAGCUUCCCCGCUAUGCUCGGUGAGAUGUACUCGGCUGCCUUCACCGGCGCCGCUUUCAACUGGAUAUGCUCUCCUGCCGUCACAGAGCUGGAGACCAUCGUAAUGGACUGGCUGGCCAAGGCUUUCGCCCUACCCGACUGCUAUCUCUCGACUGGCCCCACCAAUGGCGGCGGCGUCAUCCACGGCACUGCUUCUGAGGCUAUCGCCACUAUGCUGGUGGCUGCUCGUGACAAGUACUUGCGCGAGGCCACCUCGCACAUCACCGACGAAGAAGAGCGUGAGGAUGCAAUCGCCAUUCGCCGUAGCAAGCUGGUUGCCCUCGGAAGCGCGGCCACCCAUAGUGCAACCAAGAAGGGCGCCCAGAUCGCCGGCGUCCGCUUCCGUGCCGUCCCCGUACAUGCCGCCGACGGAUACCGCAUGACCGGUGCUGAGCUACGGAGGAUGGUCCUGGAAUUACGUGCCAAAGGGUUAGAACCUUUCUACCUAACGGCCACGCUCGGCACGACAGACACGUGUGGCAUCGAUGACAUGGAGGGUAUCGCAUCCGUAUUAGAGGAGCUGGCGCCGCCUGGCCCCGGGGAAAUAUGGGUGCACGUGGACGCCGCAUAUGCGGGAGCCUCUCUCAUCUGCCCAGAAUACCAGCAUCUCACCAAGGCAUUCGACCGCUUCCACAGCUAUAACACGAACCUGCACAAAUGGCUUCUGGUAAACUUCGACUGCAGCGCCGUAUGGGUGCGGGACCGGCAGCACCUGACCGAAGCACUGAGCGUGUCGCUGGCCAUCCUACAAAAUCAGCACACUGAGUCCGGCCUAGUCACCGACUACCGCGACUGGCAGAUCCCCUUCGGCCGGCGGUUCCGCUCCCUCAAGGUCUGGUUCGUGCUGCGCACCUACGGCAUCGAGGGUCUCCGCGCGCACAUCCGGAAGCACAUCGGACUAGCGGAGACGUUCGGCACUUUGAUGAAGGGACGACCGGACCUCUUCGAGAUCAUAACGGGUCCGCGGUUCGCCCUGACAGUAUUCAAGCUAGCAGCGAAGGAGGGCAAGACGCUCGAAGAGCAGAACGCUACCACGAAAAAGAUGUACGAUGCCGUGGUCGAGGAGGGGAAGAUCUUCCUCUCGAGUACGGUCGUCGGCGGCGUCUUCGCUAUCCGACAUAAUCCCGCCACCCCGAUGGUCGAGGAACAUCACGUUAGGAAGCAUUUUGAGAUUUUGGUUGGGGCUGCCGAGAAGAUACUCGCUGCUUAAAAAGGGGGAAAGGGGAGUGGGGAUGCACGUGUCGUAUAUAGAGAUUUAGACACCAAGCCUGUAGAUGUUGCACGAAAUAGAGACCUUAGAUCUGUACUUUGUUAUGGUAUAGUUUGGUAUGAUAUGCAUUCUA